This is a messenger RNA of Mauremys mutica (yellowpond turtle), 732 nucleotides long. Its product is annotated as olfactory receptor 10A7-like. Gene Ontology annotation, cellular component: membrane. The record is from RefSeq and is a predicted model, not a curated record. NCBI's taxonomy places the organism in Eukaryota, Metazoa, Chordata, Testudines, Geoemydidae. Gene Ontology annotation, biological process: G protein-coupled receptor signaling pathway. Bases 1 to 732 code for a protein of 243 amino acids. Gene Ontology annotation, molecular function: olfactory receptor activity; G protein-coupled receptor activity. The transcript has 2 exons.
AUGACUACUGAGGCUAAGUCAGAUAUGGCAGGCUGGACCUGCUACACCUCGACCAUCCUGCCCAGAGUUCUGGCCAGUCUUCUGACCGGGGACAAGACCAUUUCCAUCUGUGAUUGUUUAACACAAUGUUAUUUUAUUGGUUUCUUUGCAGGUGCAGAAUGCUAUCUGCUAGCGGUGAUGUCUUAUGAUCGGUUCUUGGCGAUAUGCAAACCUCUGCGUUAUGCAGCCCUCAUGAACGGCAGGUUCUGCCUGCAGCUAGCAGCAGGGUCUUGGAUAAAUGGAUUUCUGGCCAUGACCAUAGUAAUAGUUCUUAUGUUACAAUUAAUUUUCUGUGGCCCCAAUGAAAUUGAUCAUUUCUACUGUGAAUCCACAGAAAUACUUAAUCUUUACUGUAGUGACACCAACCAGAUAGAUCUUGUCAUUACCUUCCUGGCUGCUGUAUUUACUCUGCCCCCAUUUGUAUUAACCGUGGCAUCCUACGUAUGUAUCAUCAUCACCAUCCUGAGAAUCCCUUCCACCACCGGGAGGCAGAAAGCCUUUUCCACCUGCUCCUCUCACCUCACUGUAGUGACAAUUUUCUAUGGGGCCAUAAUGAUUCUCUACAUGCUACCAAAAACAAACUCACUGAGAGCCCUGAACAAAGUGUUCUCUGUCUUCUACACAGUUCUGACUCCUAUGGCCAAUCCCUUCAUAUACGGCCUGAGAAACACAGAGGUGAAGGACACUGUAUAA